GGGCUGCGGGCGGCGAUCGGCGCGGGCACCUGCGGUCCCCGCGCGGGGGCUGGCGCUGGACGUGACCCACUCCCUCAGGAUGGGAUACUGACUCCUUCUGCACGUCCUGCGAUCACGCCGGGAACGGGUUUCUGUGGGGAUGCCUGUGACCCGCCAGAAGUCAGACUCCUCGGGGAUGGACUCCGACACGUCCCCCGGCUGCAGGCUCAGGGAUGUGAGCAGAGGUGGGAGUUUGGAGAGUGGAAGCAGCAGUUCUCGGUCCAGAAGUUUCACAUUGGACGACGAGAGCCUGAAGCACCUCACCCACGAGGAAAAGGACGUCAUCCUGUUUUUUGAAGAGACGAUCGAUUCCCUGGAGGAUGACUUCGAGGAGCCCAUCCUGUGCGACAGUGGCAACCGCUGCUACUCCUCCCGUUCUCUGGAAGAGAGCACGUCCAGUCCCUCCGAGCCUGAAGAUGUCAUCGAUUUAGUGCAGCCACCGCCUGCUGCCGGGGAAGCCGAGCAUCUUCCAGACGGGCCACAGGCAGCAGGGGCCGGACCUGCUAGGAAGGAGGGCGUUCCUGACCUUGACUGCGGGAGACCAGAUGCUGAGGAGGCUCGGGCGCCAGACCCCACAGCUCCAGAGGCCCUAGCUCUGCCCCUGGCCCCGCCUGGCCCCUCCGCUCCAGCCCAGCCCCGGAGGGAGCUGCUCUCCCCUCCGCCCGCAGAGCACCCGAAACUGCCCCGCUCCGUUCCCACCCCCCUGGUCAUCGCUCAGAAAAUAUCUGAGAAGUUGGCAGGGAAUGAAGCCCUCUCGCCCACAUCCCCCUCGAAGGAGGGCAGGUCUGGGGAGUGGAGGACGCUGACUUCUCCAGCCCCUCGGAAUGGCGACCACGUCGUGUGGCACAGACACACGGCGCCCCCUGCGCCCAAGGCCCACCGCUGCUUCCCCAGCAACAUCAGCGUGACCAACAGCUCGGGGAAGGACUUCAACAAGACCAUCUCCAAGGCGGCCGUCAGCGUGCAGGAGCGGAAAGCCCAGGUCUUGGCCAACAUCAAUGGUGUCUCUUUCCUCACCUCGGGAGACAGGGAAGAUCGGUCACAGAGGAGUGACCUCGCCGAGCAGAGAAGGAGCUUCUCUCCAGAGCAGGUGAUGUGUGACCAGGACAAGCCAGGCCUGGUGAAGGAAGCGGAAAGCCCUUGGGUGGCAGGGCAGGCCGGGGGGCGGCAGUCCAGAGCCGUGCAGACGGAGCCAUCCCCGGCACUGGCCAACGGCUUCCAGACCAUCCACGACGUGCUGAAGAGCGAGCCCAGUCCCUUUGUGCCCACUGGAAAGACCAUCACCUUCCGUCCGGACCCGGCCCUCCCCGGCAAGCUCGCACACCAGGGUGCCAGCAGGAGCUGCUAUGAGCCCCGGCCCCCAGACUGUGGCCAGGACGCUAGGAGGCGGUCAGGCUCUCUCCCCCGCGCCGGGGGGUUCAGGCCCCAGGGCAUCACCGUGCAGUUCUCUGGCCGGGGCUCCUCGGAGGAGGCCCGCCGCGAGGCCCUCAGGAAGCUGGGGCUGCUCAAGGAGAACUCGUGACAGAGCCGCACCUCGAGCCAGCCAGAGCCAGCAGCAUGGCAAAGGGGGGAGAAAUGAGAUAUGUUAACAUUCACACAGGGCGGGAGCUGUUUGGCCUAAAAUGGAUGUAAAGAGCAGUCGCCAGGGUCCCUCUGCUGUGCCCCGUUGGGGAUAGAGCUGAGAGGCACCAGGCUUGGUGGCCAUCAGGCUGAGCGAGGAAGGAGAGAGUACCGACCGGCCCACCCUGACCAGAGAGUCCUUCCCCAAAGAGAAUCCGGAUCCCUAUCUUGUCAUCUUCCUUUUUCCAAGAACUCAGAGAGAGAAUAACCUUUAAAACUUGGCGUUGCAGUGGCUCUCUGUAAUCCUAGCCCUCUG
Messenger RNA from Propithecus coquereli (Coquerel's sifaka), 1915 nucleotides. RefSeq names its product proline and serine rich 2 (gene PROSER2). The record is from RefSeq and is a predicted model, not a curated record. The transcript has 4 exons. Bases 140 to 1561 code for a protein of 473 amino acids. NCBI's taxonomy places the organism in Eukaryota, Metazoa, Chordata, Mammalia, Primates, Indriidae.